AUGUCUGAGACCACUACAGAGUCAAUUACGACGAAACGUCGUGGAUCUAUUCAUAAAAACUUAUAUGACGAUAGUCUUUUCCAACUGCCGAAUGCUAAUGAUAUAUCCAAGAUGGGACUAUACAAUGAAUAUAGGAACAUCCCAAGACAUAUUAACCAUAACCAUCAUCGGUAUAGAAGCCAAAAAACUACCACUUCUCGAUCAUACCGUAAUGGACUAUUCAAUAUCGAGAUUCCAGAUUUAAAAUCGAUUAAGGCAAGACAAUUUAUACCAGAAAUUGAUAUUAAGAUUACGAUUUUAUGUCUAGCAUGGUAUAUUACAUCGUCCAUUUCUAGUAAUCUUUCUAAGGCCAUCUUGAAGGGGUUUAAACAUCCUGUUGCGUUAACUGAGUUACAAUUUUUGAUAAGUGCGACAUUAUGUAUAAUGUUCGUUAGCUUAUUGAAUCUAAAUGAAAAGUUCAAGAAAAGUGCAGACUUCAAUCAUCGUAAGUUAACUUGUUUAAACAAAAUCAUAGACAAGUUUCCUGAAAUGAUUAUACCGAAAUAUUUGAACGGUAGUUUCCAAGAUAGUAUUAUUAACACUUUUUUGAAACCAAAUCAAAUAGUGAUAAUGACAGUUUUCCCCAUGGGUCUAUUCCAAUUUGUCGGACAUAUUACAUCCCAUAAUGCUACAGCAUUAGUUCCAAUCUCUAUUGUUCAUUCCGUUAAGGCAUUAUCUCCCAUUGCGACUGUUGGAUAUUAUUAUUUUAUUAAAGGUGGUAAGAAAAGAGCUGAUUAUAAUGAAUAUACAUUUCUUACGUUGUCAAUUUUAAUAUUUGGAGUUAUAGUAACAUGCUGGUUUACACAUAAUAAUACAAAGAAAACUAAUGGUGCAAAGACAGUGAUCAGCAGUUCUUCAUUGAUACUAGGUUUAAUAUAUUCAUGUAUUUCCAUGAUAAUUUUCGUUGCGCAAAAUAUAUUUGCCAAGGAAAUGUUUAACAAGAAAAGUAAUUCAUAUUCAACAUCUCAUAAGAAAGAAUAUUUACCAUCCACAUCCAUUGAACAUUCCGCAACACAUACUGCUACGAAACAUAUUGACAAGAUCACAAUAUUAUUUUAUUGUUCCACCAUUGGGUUCAUCUUGACAUUUAUUCCGUUCAUAACAGGAGAAUUAAUCAAAAAAAAUAAUAGUGUGUUCCACGAUUUAACCCUUCAUAUUUUACAAUUAGCUAUAAUUCAUGGUGUAGCACACUUCAUUCAAGCUUUAUUUGCGUUCCAAUUGAUUGCGUUAUUAAGUUCAGUUAAUUAUUCUGUGGCAAACAUACUGAAGCGAAUUGUUAUUAUUUUAGUGGCACUAUCUUGGGAAUCUCAUGUUAAUUGGGGUCAAUUCCUAGGACUGACAUUUACUUUGAUUGGAUUAUACGGUUAUGAUAAAUAUGGGCUGGUUAGAUUGUAA
Molecule: messenger RNA, 1434 nt
Organism: Naumovozyma dairenensis CBS 421
Lineage: Eukaryota; Fungi; Ascomycota; Saccharomycetes; Saccharomycetales; Saccharomycetaceae
Gene: SLY41
Product: Sly41p
Exons: 1
Coding region: 1-1434 (477 amino acids)
Biological process (GO): phosphoenolpyruvate transmembrane import into Golgi lumen
Cellular component (GO): Golgi apparatus; endoplasmic reticulum
Molecular function (GO): phosphoenolpyruvate transmembrane transporter activity; antiporter activity
Source: RefSeq, a predicted model, not a curated record